AUGGAGCAGCUGCUCCAGGGGAGCCCCUCGCUCCCCUGCGGCAGCAGCGACUUCAACCAGCUCAAGAGGGAGCUCAAUGAUCACUUCUCCAAGGACCGCGAGACGCUGAAGAACGGCUCCCUCCACCGCGAGAAGAGCGUCGACGUGCAAGCGCGCACAGCCUGCCCGCCGCGCGUCGCGCAACGGCCCCGCUCCAUGAGCACAGGAGGCGACGCGUCCCCCAGCAAGGACCCCUCUCUGUCUCCUUCCCAGCGACGAGCGCCCGCCCCGCUCAGGGCCGGGGCGUGCCCGCUCGAGAAGAGCCGGCUCUCCGUCGUCGCCGACACCCUGGACGCGCGCUGCAUGAAGCGCUCGGCCACGAUGACCGCCCCCGGGGGCAGCUCUGGCCCGCGGCGCUCGCUGGAGCUGCCCGAGCGCGGCGGGAGCCUGUCGCUCAACGGCGCGCUCGCGGACGACGUCAGCAGCCCCGGGGGGUGGACCCGCGCGCCCUCCGGCACCGCGGUCCCCGUGAGCACGAUGAAGGUGGGCGAGGUGCAGGGCGGGGUGGUGCGGAUCUCGGUGCCGCCCAUGUCGCUGCGCGUGGCGGACCUGAUGACGAUCGUGGAGGUGUACGUCGACAUGGCCGCGUUCGCGCGCGGGUUCGGCACCGGCAAGAUCACCCCUGCCGUCUUCCGCAGGUACAUGACGGCGAUCAAGAAGAACGGCAGCGAGACCGCGCCGUCGCCGACGGGCGCGGGCGCCCCGAACGAGGUGCUCACGACCCGCCGCCGCCAGCGCGCGCGCGAGGCGCUGCAGACGAUGGACGUGGACAUGUACCGCCGGCUGGACAAGCAGGACCGCUCGCACGUCACGGUCGAGGACAUGAUCAGUCUCUUCUUCCCGCGGCUGCCCAAGUCCGACCUGACCAUGCUCGCGCGGCUCGCGCACCCCGAGCGCCCGCAGCCCCCGCUCAAGGAGGGCGACGUCGCGCGCAUCCUGAGCGACUUCGAGCACGUGGUGCGCAUCCUCAAGGCCGAGUCCGGCGGGGAGAUGCCGCAGUGCUACGCGAUCCUCCCGCGGCUGAAGGAGGCGCUCCAGGCGCUGUGCGAGCGGGACUUCCUCACGUGGGCGGUGACGGAGGUCGGGCACGUGGGCCCGCGGGAGGUGCUGGAGCGCGAGCGGCUGCAGCAGGCCCUGCAGUGCGCCAUGGACGAGUUCCGGGAGGGCAAGGCGCCCGCGGAGCUCGUGAUGGCGUGCCAGAGCGCCGAGAUGGGGUCGCCCACGUCGAGCAACGGCGUGUCGCCGUCGCAGGGGCUCUCCGCGGCGGCGAUGGCCGUCCUGAAGAGGGGGGGCGACCCCGUGGCGCUGCUGAACAAGUACCGCGGGAGGCAGCUGGCGGGCAAGCCGCUCUCGACGCGGGAGGCGAUCGACGCGCAGCGGAAGGCGAUGGAGGAGGAGCGGCGGGAGUCGCUGCGGGCCGCGGAGCAGGAGGCCGGGCUGCACCUGGGGCGCCAGCGCGGGGUGUCGGAGUUUGGCGCGGUCUGA
Molecule: messenger RNA, 1524 nt
Organism: Pedinophyceae sp. YPF-701
Lineage: Eukaryota; Viridiplantae; Chlorophyta; Pedinophyceae
Source: the annotation of a GenBank genome assembly